Messenger RNA from Ceratosolen solmsi marchali, 1533 nucleotides. Its product is annotated as monocarboxylate transporter 4. The coding region runs from base 84 to 1514 and encodes 476 amino acids. Gene Ontology annotation, molecular function: monocarboxylic acid transmembrane transporter activity. The transcript has 8 exons. Lineage: Eukaryota; Metazoa; Arthropoda; Insecta; Hymenoptera; Agaonidae. The record is from RefSeq and is a predicted model, not a curated record. Gene Ontology annotation, biological process: transmembrane transport; monocarboxylic acid transport.
AAAUAAGCAAGAUUAUUGCAGAAAAUUAAUAUAAACGUAGUUCUUAUCGAAAUUGUAGAAAUGUCUUUUCAGUCGUGAAAAAUAUGACGAGGCGGGAAUUUAUCGCACUGGAUGGUGGCUGGGGCUGGUUGAUAGUAUGCGGCGCUGGAUUGAGUUCUAUGUUCAUAGUACCGGUGUCGCAAGUCUUCAGUAUGAUAUACGGAAAUAAGUUCGAGGAACUAGGAAUAUCGGCAACGGAGAUGUCCAUCAUCAUGAACGUCAAUCAGGCAUUCGGGAUGAUACUGGCUUUAGCGAAUGUACCAUUGUUACGUAACUAUGGUUAUCGAAAGAUCGCCGUAAUCGGGCAGCUUCUCUAUUCGUCCGGCAUAAUCUUGACCUCCUUUGCUACGUGCUUCAUCCACUUUAUUAUUACGUAUGGAAUGAUUACUUCCUUAGGAUCAACAAUGAGUUUCUCUGCCAAUAUGUUGGCUGUAAAUACGUACUUCAAUGAGAAAAGAGGCCAAGCUGUUGGUGUAUACAUGCUUGUUGCCGGAUUGGGUCAAAUUUUCGUGCCGCAUGUAAUUUCGUUAAUAUUAUCAAUUUAUAAUAGCGAGGGAACGAUGUUAAUAUUGGGCGGUAUGACUUUGAAUCAUAUUAUUGGCGCACUUUUGCUACAUCCGAUAGAAUGGCACGCAAAGCGAGUAAACAAUGCUGAAAACAAGUCAGAAAGUAUUAAAACAAUUGGUGACGAUGCUAACAUAAACCAUCAAAUGCGUAAGCUAUCGAUCCUAGGAUUGCGAAGCGAGGAUGUAAAAAAAUCGAGUGCCCCUCGAGCCAAAAAUAAAUUCCUACUGAUGGGCAUGAUCCAACAAGUGGCAAUGAUACUCGAUCUGGAAUUGCUUCGCGACACCGUCUACAUGACAACAUUCACCUGCUUAUCGUUCGUCUUAUUCGUCGAGCUGAACUUCAAUGUCCUAAUGCCUCUGAUCCUGGACGAGCUGAGAUUCGACAUGAACAGCAUCGCGACGAUGCUGAGCGUGUUGGGAAUCGCUGACCUGGUGUUCCGGGGUCUGGCGCCGUAUAUCGGCGAGUGGCUCCGACAGCCCCCCAUGGCCAUGCUCUUCUUCAGUCUCGUGAUAAACCUGAUCUCGAGAAUGGCAUUAAUAUUCACACAGACGUACGUUGCCACAUUAAUUGUGUCGAUUUCUUUAGGUGUUGCUAAAGGUUUCAGAAUUGUAUAUAUGAAUAUUUUGAUAUCAACUUCCGCUCCUCUCGAGAAAUUUGCAGCAGCCUCGAGUAUUCAGAACUUAGGGAAUGGAUGCAUUAUGCUAAUUGCAAGUCCAGUCUUAGGUUUAAUAAAGGAUAUUGCUGGAAGUUAUAUAUUAUGCAUAAUAUUUUUAAAUAUUAUAACUUUACUAAUCUUGAUAAUGCUGUUGGGAUUAUUUGCAACUAAAUAUAUUAAGAAUCGAAAAAAGCUGAAUACAUUUUAUGAAUUGGAGCACGUGUGUAAAAAAUGUGAUUUCAAUUGUCAAUGAUGCCGUAAUUAAAAUUUGA